Molecule: messenger RNA, 1496 nt
Organism: Spizellomyces punctatus DAOM BR117
Lineage: Eukaryota; Fungi; Chytridiomycota; Chytridiomycetes; Spizellomycetales; Spizellomycetaceae
Exons: 8
Coding region: 144-1418 (424 amino acids)
Source: RefSeq, a predicted model, not a curated record
GUUGAACUUCAAGUUUAUGUCACGUGCUCCGUGAGACUUGGAUUUCAGAACAGUUUCGGAGCUUUCGCGCUGAGACUCCAAGGUCAUGAUGCGAGAUCGGUUCGUUCACACAGACGCUGCACCCCCGCCAGAGGACGAGGUGAAUGGGGAAUGGGAAUUCAAGGCACUCAAAGCUAAACGAUUCGACCAGUCAUCGGGAGUAUGGAAGUACAGGGUCGCAUGGAAGCCAACCCUUUAUCAACAGGACGGCCGAACUUGGGUCAAGUGUUGGUGUAAAUAUUUUGGUCGCUUUGAAAGUUCAAUUUUACCGGCCGAAUAUUGACCUUGUGCACUUUUGGUUUACAGUGGAUACUUGGGAACCUGCCGAGAAUAUCCCCAAGGAAUUCCGGGAUGAAUUCAACGACCUCUCUAUUGUGGACGACGAGGAGGUCAAGCUGGACAUGGCGCACUGUGCAAACUGCGAUCAGCGCCUUGUAUCGCAUGAUCUGAAGCGACGAUCGCGGGCUGUAGAUGGUGUACUUUGCUACAAUUGCAAUGCCUCCCUUGUGCGGACGGGUAGGCUUCCAUUGUUAAAAAAAAAGGAUCCAAGUAAAAAGAAGUCGAUGACGAGGAUGAAUGGAGCGUUACAAUCUGGGAAACCCUCUACAAGUCUGGUCCCAACUGGAUCAAGUACUACGAAACGAUCUCAGGACAUGGAUCUUGAUAUCAAAGCCCGUCGUCUUGCUGCAAAGGCUGGCUCGAAGAUUCCUGACAGAAAGUCCCAUGCUAGUGGUAGCACGUCGCCACAGCGUCGGCCCUUGAAACGUGAUAGGAGCCCCGAUCGCUCGGCAAGUCCUGAGAGAAAACGCUUGAAGAAAAGAACAGGAACUGGCGCCAUUGAAGUUCCAGUGGAUGAAAUCAUGGAAAAGUACAAACCGAGUGUACCUAGGGGAGUCUUCAAUGCUCACUCAGACGCUGUUAGUGUCAAACUCAAGAAUAUCUGGUCUGGCGACGUGGCUCAGUCUGAAUCGCAUGACUGGAACCUAUCUUUCUUUGAUGACGUGAACAAGACGCUCAAAAGCAUUGAUCCUUCUGGAAAAAAACCUUCUACCUUGAAGAAUAGUCUGUCGCGUAGCACAGCAAGCAAAAAAAAGGCGGUUGCUGCUCAGAUAAAAGGACAUCUGAGUACGGCCGUACAAGUUCCACAAGCAGUUAUUCACAAAAGCAAAGAAGAAAGCCCAUCUGGAUAUGGCAAGAGGCAGCCAUUGACAAAAACAAGAGUAUCUGCGAUGGACGACGUGGAAACGGCGGCGAUCAAGAAGAAAAAUCUUCAGGGCAACCCAGAGGUUGUCUGCAUGUGGAAUGGCUGUGGAACAAGGUUUCGGUCUCAAGAGGAGCUGGCUACUCAUUGCAAGGCUGUUCACUUUAAUGUACCCUAGUGGAUGGUGUUGCGUAAUAGGGCACUUAUUUGUAAAUAUUCAAUAGCAGAUGAAAUAUAUAUUGACCCAUGUUCGUGU